ACGUUUCUCCUGGCAAUGGGAGUAUGGAUGUGGCCCCUAAAAAAACAUUGUAUGAUAAAUAAACUGUUGACAAACUUUGAUCUGAAGGAACCUACAUGUUUUAAGAUGUCAAAAACAAAAAGGAAAAUUCAAGAUUUGGUGACUGUUGAAAAUGACCCAAUUAAAAAGCCUAAUGUAUCAGCCGAUGAUAUCCAACUGGAAACUGAUGAAGAUGAAAAGGAUUUGGAAAGUUUUUUGUUUGGUUCAGUAUCCCUAUUAAAGAAUGAACGUGAAGAUUUUCACAAUACUCUUCUUAAUGAAAAUGAAGAUGAUGUUCCGCUAUUAUCGUUUUCUAUCAGCACCAAACCUGGUAAUAAUGCAGAGAUUCAGGAGGUUCAUUCCAGCGUAAGUGGAUCAUGUCAACUUGCUCCUGCUUGGGUAGAUGUAGAUGAUGAUGAAAUAAGUGUUAAUGUCCAAGAAAAGAAAAAGUUACGAAAACUGCGUUCUGCAAAGGAGGAAAAGGUUUUAUCUGGGACAAUUUUUCAGGAAAGAUUAAAAUCACAGUUUGAAAAAGUUAUGCCAGCACCUUCUUGGGCAGAUGCAUCUAACUUUGAAAAAGAUGAUGAAAUUAUUCCUGAAGAAGAUCAAAUAUUCAAAAGGGCAACAAAGCUUCUCAAGAAGGCUGAAAAGCUUCAAAAAGGGAUUCUCAAAAUCAACAGAGUUAAAGAUUUAAAUCAAGUGCAACCUUCUAAUGCAGCUAUAACUAGCAUUGGUUUUCAUCCCACCGCAAGGAUUGCAUUCACAGCAUCACUGAAUAAAAAAUUAAAUAUUUUUCAAGCAGAUGGAAAUGAGAAUCGAAAGCUGCAAAAUCUACAUUUGUCUAGAUUUCCAAUACAUACGGCACGUUUUGCUGCAGGGGGAAAUAAAAUUAUUAUGUCUUCUCGUAGAAAGUUUUAUUAUAUUUACGAUUUGCUAAGUGGUCAAGUUGUAAAGGUACCUGAAAUAAGAGGACGAGAUGAAAAAAGCUUAGAAAAGUUUUUUCUCUCACCCGAUGGUGAACUAAUAGCUUUUCUUGGUGAAAGUGGCUAUAUACACCUAGUAUCUUCAAAAUCUAAUCAAUGGGUAUCAAGUUUAAAAAUGAAUGGAAAAGUUAAUACUGCAACAUUCUCACCUGAUUCUACCAAAUUAUAUUCAGCUGGAAAGGAUGGAGAGGUGUACAUAUGGGAUGUAAGAAGUCGCAAAUGUCAACAUCGUUUUAUUGAUGACGGUUCAUUAUCUACAACAAGCAUAACAAUUUCAAAUAAUGGAAAAUAUUUAGCCUGCGGGUCAAGUAGUGGUGUUGUCAAUUUAUAUGGUGACAAGAUUCACACUGAGAAACACCCUUCACCUGAAAAAAUUUUACUUAACCUAGCAACAGGCAUAGAUGGAACUCUUUUUAAUUCAACAAGCGAAAUACUGGCAUAUUUUUCCCCUCAGGCAAGAAAUGCGCUCAAAUUAGUCCACUUUCCAUCAUUAACCACAUUCUCCAACUGGCCAAUUGAGAAGCAAACUCUGGGUAACAUCAGUUCCGUUGAUUUUUCUCCGUUAAGUGGAUAUCUUGGGAUCGGCAAUGAAAAGGGAAGAGCAUUGUUGUUCAGAUUAAGUCAUUACCCAGACUCAUAGUAUAUGGUAAUGUUAAAGAAUGCAUGGUUUCAGACAUAUUCUGAAAAGACUUCCCAACAUAUUUAUUGGAUGAAAAAUACCUUAUAUAAAAAUAUAUAUGAACUUUUUUUGUGUUAUUGAACUACACAACAUUUUUCAAAGGAUCAUCAUUGUAUGUAUUAAUAAUCAAGAAACUGUUUUUAUGAUUGAUUUCUUCUCACCUUUUUGGGUUCUUAUUUUGUAAUCAAAUUUUUGAAUACUUAUGAAGAAUUAUUUUUCUUUCA
Hydractinia symbiolongicarpus is the source of this 1904-nucleotide messenger RNA. Its product is annotated as U3 small nucleolar RNA-associated protein 18 homolog. The record is from RefSeq and is a predicted model, not a curated record. Gene Ontology annotation, molecular function: protein binding. Lineage: Eukaryota; Metazoa; Cnidaria; Hydrozoa; Anthoathecata; Hydractiniidae. The coding region runs from base 16 to 1641 and encodes 541 amino acids. The transcript is spliced from 13 exons. Gene Ontology annotation, cellular component: small-subunit processome; Pwp2p-containing subcomplex of 90S preribosome. Gene Ontology annotation, biological process: rRNA processing.